This is a messenger RNA of Cantharellus anzutake, 750 nucleotides long. RefSeq lists its product as uncharacterized. NCBI's taxonomy places the organism in Eukaryota, Fungi, Basidiomycota, Agaricomycetes, Cantharellales, Hydnaceae. The transcript has 3 exons. Bases 274 to 678 code for a protein of 134 amino acids. The record is from RefSeq and is a predicted model, not a curated record.
GCCAAAUGUCUAGGGUAUCAGCCCCGAGCUCACCUGGCGCUUUCAAAGUGUAUUUCACGAGAAUGCGACUAUAGAACCCACGAGCCUGGGGUGGUGAUAGGUGGGCACUGUUAUCGUUUUAGCUAGUCGUCAGAUUGUCGCUGUUCGCCCGAUUCAAAAGCAUCCAGGUGGAGAGAAAAAUAUCCUCCCCGUUCCUGGACAACUCAAUACGAGCACUACGUUCCGAACUUCCUCCUAGCACUGAUUUGACAUUCCCCCAUUGCGGUCCAAGUGAUGGUAUACUUUGGACCUCUAGUGAAAUGCCAAUUCCACCGAUUCCCAUCGAACCCCCCCCCCCAACCGAUUCUUCCGGAGCGAAGUGCUCCAGCUCGAUCUGGCCCUCAACAGCUUGGGGAAGUGUCGAUGCAAGUGUCCCGCCUUCCCCUUUACACCGCACUUCCCAUCUCAUCAAUCGCACCCAUAUAUGGCCCUCGGAUCCUCAAACUUCUUGAGGAGCUCUCUCGAGUUGAUGCUACUCGCAACCUCGCUGGCCGAGUGACUCAGCGGUGGACUCUCAUGGGUUAUGCAAGAGUUUAUCAAGGGAACUUGGGAUGCAUGCCGUCUGUAUCAAGGUCCUGGGGGGAUCAUGUAUUUCAUCUGGCUAGGACGUCAUCACCAAGUUUUGUAGGAUUUGUAUAAGCAUUGAUCUGCUGCGAAUCAUCGCUGAUGUGUGCUGUGGGGAAUGCUGCGCGAGGUGAAAAUUUGGGCAUC